Melozone crissalis (California towhee) is the source of this 2250-nucleotide messenger RNA. RefSeq names its product OS9 endoplasmic reticulum lectin (gene OS9). NCBI's taxonomy places the organism in Eukaryota, Metazoa, Chordata, Aves, Passeriformes, Passerellidae. Gene Ontology annotation, cellular component: endoplasmic reticulum lumen. Bases 1 to 2052 code for a protein of 683 amino acids. The record is from RefSeq and is a predicted model, not a curated record. Gene Ontology annotation, biological process: endoplasmic reticulum unfolded protein response; retrograde protein transport, ER to cytosol. The transcript is spliced from 14 exons.
AUGGCGGCGCGGCGGGGCCCGGGGCCGGUGGCGGCGCUGGCGCUGCUGGCGCUGCUCGGCCCGGGGUGGCCCCUCCGCGGGGCCCGGGCCGCGCUCAACCUGCAGGAGCUCAGCGAGCUCAAGUACGGCCUCGAGAUCCUGGCCGAGCCCGUCCUGGCCGGGCAGCGGCAGGACGUGGUGACGGUGGCAUCGCGGUUCAAGCAGCUCUACGAGUGCCACCUGCCCCCCGCGGCCGUGGCACCGCCCCCGGGACCCCCCCGGGACCCCCGCGGGUACAACGGCUCCGGCGUGGCAGAGCUGCUGCGGCCCAUGGGCACCGCGCCCUGCCUGCUCAAGACUAAGGACUGGUGGACGUACGAGUUCUGCUACGGGCGCCACAUCCAGCAGUACCACCUGGAAGAGUCUGAGAUCAAGGGCGACGUGCUGGUGCUGGGCUAUUACCAGUCUGCCUUCGACUGGCACGACGAGGCUGCCAAGGCCUCCCAGCAGCACCAGCUGCGGCGCUACCACAGCCAGAGCUACGGCAACGGCUCCCGCUGCGACCUGACCGGGCGUGCCCGCGAGGCCGAGGUCCGGUUCCUGUGCGAGGAGGGCACGGGCGAUUACAUUGCCCGCGUGGACGAGCCGCAGUCGUGCCAGUACGUGCUGACCGUGCACACCACGCGCAUCUGCCACCACCCCUUCCUGCGCCCGGCCCCGGCGCUGGCACCGCUGCCCAUCCGCUGCCAGCCCGCGCUCUCGCCCGCCCAGUACGUGCAGUACGUGCGUGCCCAAGUCUCUGUCACCCAGCACAAGGUCGAGCAGAUCUCGCAGGAGCUGCGCUCUCUGGACUCGCGGCUCUGGAGUGACAGGGACAGCGAGGUGCCACCCCCAGGGGCACCCAGGGACACCCACGAGGGCACCCAGGCAGAGCCAGCGCAGGAUGUGCCAGCCGGGGAGCAGGAGGUGCCAGCCAGUGCCAGUGCCCAGCGGGACAGCGCCAGGGAGCCGUCCCCGAGGGCAGCCGGUGGUCGGGCAGCUGACCCCCGCAGGAGGAUCCACUUCAAGGUGAUCCGCAGCCCCGGGGACCUGCUGCAGUUCCUCGAGGAGCUCAAGGAGAGCACCAGGAAGGCCAGGGAGAAGGCGCGCGAGGAGGAGGAGGAGGAGGAGGAGAAGGAGGAGGAAGCAGCCAAGGCUGCCCCGGCCGGGCCGGGCCCUGCAGAGCCCCCCGGCCCCGAGGCCCCGCCCGGCCCCGAGGCCCCCGCGGGGCAGGAGGAGGAGGAGGAGGAGGAGGCUGAGGAUGAAGAUGAGGAGGAGGAGGAGGAGGAGGCGGGGCCGCUGCUGGCGGGGCUGGAGCUGCUGCCGCGGGAGCAGGUGGCGAGGCUCAAGGAGGAGGUGAAGAACCAGAUGGAGCAGGAGUUCGACAGCAUCAUCAGCGAGGUGGAGGAGGAGCUGGAGACCGAGGGGCUCAAGGGCGAGUUCGACCGGAGCCGCGCCACGCGGACCCUGGCGAGCACCCUGAGCCGCCUGAUGGAGCGGCUGGAGCGGCCCGAGCCCCGCCGCGACCCCGCCGGGGCCCGCGGGGAGGAAGAGGAGGAGCGGGAGGAAGAGGAGGAGGAGGGAGCCGCGAGGAAGGGCAGCGGCCCCCGGCCGGCCAAGGACGGGCGCGUGCGGGUGCGGAUGGGCAGGGCCGGGGGGAGCCGGGACGCCCCCAAAGAUGCGGAACCCCCCCGGGACAAGCAGGAGCCCCCCCGGGACAAGCAGAGCCCCCCGCAGGGGGAGAGCGAGGUGCGGGAGCUGCUGGCCAAGGAGGGGCUGCGCGCUGAAGGGAAAAUCGAGAUCAAGAUCGUGACGGCGGCGGCGGGGGGCGAGGAGGAGGAGGGGGCGCAGUGGCUGUCGGAGGAGGAUUCGCGGAGCCUCAAGGAGAUUUUCCUCAGCAUCCUGGUGCAGGGCACGGAGGAGGCGCAGAAGGAGCGGCGCCGCCUGCAGGCCCUGCAGGACAAUUACGGCUUCGUCUGGGGGGGCCGCCAGGAGCCCCCCCCGCCCCCCGACUCCGAGGACCAGGACUUCUGACCCCCCAAAAGCUGAGCCCUUAAAUCCUGAACGACCCCCCCGCAAUUGUGGCUUCAUCCCUGCCCUGCCCUGGCACCGGGCACAGGGGGCACCCCAAGGACACCCCGGGGGACCCUGCCCUGUUUGGGGGGACAUCCCUGUGCCCCCCCAGGGGACACUGUGCUGUCACCGCGGGCAUUUGUGACACGGAUGAACCGG